AUGGCCUCCAGCGCUCCCAUCGUGGCCACGGCAACAGCAUCUUCUUCAAGCUCUGCAUCUGGAAUUUUGACGACUCCGCUGUCGACCGCCGCGUCUUCGCCGCCGCUGGCCACGACGCCAUUGCCAGCAUCCAUCCAAGCCGAUUUCAAGAUCCCCAAAGGAGCGUCUCCAGAGACAGCGAACGCGGUGUUGCCCUCGCCUCCGUUCUCCACAUCCAUAUCGUCACUGUCGUCGGAGUUUCUGGCUGGCCUCUACACCGAAAAUGUGGCCGCCAAGAUCUGGCGUGUCGCCGAGUCGUAUCUCGCGGCUGAGCCGACCCUCUCCACCUACCCCGAAUACAUUCCUUCCUCGGGCGAGAACACUGGUCACUACCAGCCGAAACCGGCCGCAUUUUGGACGUGUGGGUUCUUUCCGGCAAGUCUGUAUUGCAUCCUCGAACGAGUCAUAAAGUACGGCGUCCCCGGCGGCUCCACCAACAACAUACCCACCGACCAGUUUGUGUCCCAGCUCCUGGCCCUCGGCCGCCGUUGGACCGCCCCGCUGCACGCCCAGACCACCCGUACCAACACCCACGACCUCGGCUUCAUUGUGCGUGCCCUGCGGAUGGACUGGGAGCUGACGGGCGACCCGGCCAGUCUGCGCGGCUACGCGACCGCCGCAGCCAGCCUGGCCACCCGCUACAGCCCCCUCGUCGGGGCCAUCCGCAGCUGGGACCGCGCCGUCUCCAAGCGGUAUGAGAUUGCCGAUCCAGACCGCAACUUUUUGGUCAUUGUCGACAGCAUGUGCAACAUGGACCUGCUGUUCUAUGCGGCCCGGCACGCCAACAACCCGCAGCUCGCGGCCCUGGCCACACAGCACGCGCGCACCGUGCUGUGGACGCUCGUGCGGCCGGAGGACGGCUCGACGUGGCACGUGGCCAACCUGGACCCGGCGCUGGCGGGCGGCGUCGUGCAGUACCGGAUGACGCACCAGGGGUACGCGGACGGGUCGACGUGGUCGCGGGGCCAGGCGUGGGCGGUGCUGGGGUUCGCGCAGACGUACGGGUGGACGGCGCUGCCCGAGUUUUUGGCGGCGACGCGGCGCGUGGCGGAUUGUUUUCUGCAGCGGCUGGACGCGUCGCCGGCGGCGUCGCACACAUAUGUGCCGCUGUGGGACUUUGACGCGCCCGUGGCCGACGCGGACCAGCAGGACAGCAACGGCCAGCCGCUGCGGGACACAUCGGCCGGCAUGAUUGCCGCCAACGGGCUGCUGCUGCUGCACCAGGCGCUGGAGCGGGACGGUGCUGAGCGCGAAAGGAAGGAUGCCAAGGGAGCCCAUCGUGAGUAUGACGGCCGGUACCUCGUGGCGGCGUUGCGGAUCGCGCACGACACGCUGGGCUACUCGCUGGACCGCGAGGAUGUGGCUGCAUUCACGGUCGACAGCGCCACGGGUACCAUCUAUGUCCCAGCCGGCUCGUGGGACGCCAUCUUGCGCCACUCGACCGCCAACAACAACCGAUAUGCCUUGGUGCGGUACGCUGAUACGGGUCUGGUGUAUGCCGACUACUACUUCCUCGAGUUUGGCAAUCAACUGCUGCGGAUGGGACUCCAGGUCGCGCCUAGGUAG
Sporothrix schenckii 1099-18 is the source of this 1605-nucleotide messenger RNA. RefSeq names its product glucuronyl hydrolase. Gene Ontology annotation, biological process: polysaccharide catabolic process. Lineage: Eukaryota; Fungi; Ascomycota; Sordariomycetes; Ophiostomatales; Ophiostomataceae. The transcript has a single exon. The record is from RefSeq and is a predicted model, not a curated record. The coding region runs from base 1 to 1605 and encodes 534 amino acids. Gene Ontology annotation, molecular function: chondroitin hydrolase activity.